Messenger RNA from Aegilops tauschii subsp. strangulata, 1577 nucleotides. The record is from RefSeq and is a predicted model, not a curated record. Lineage: Eukaryota; Viridiplantae; Streptophyta; Magnoliopsida; Poales; Poaceae.
AUGGCCACGCUCCUCUCCCGUUCGCCUCGUCGCCUCCUCCGCUUCCUCAAGCCCCAAACCCUACUCUCCCCGACAUUGACCUCGUCUUCCCCUCCCCACGAUCUCCCGGCGAGGAUUCCGCCGCCGGGAUGGAGUGCGUCGCCGCAGUGGCAGUGGCACCGGCACCGCGCCCUAUGGACACACUCCAACCCUCAGAACUCCGGGGCCUGCGACGCUGGCCUGGCCGCUGCUCCAGGCGCAUCGUCCCUCCCGUUGCGCAUGAGAAGGGGUCGCGCGGCGUCGACCGACGUCGCCGAGGUGUCGGCCGACAAGGGCGUGGGCGCCAACGGGGCACACCAGGCGGCCGCCAAGGAAGAGACUAGUGUGUGUAGCAAGGCCAUUAAAAUCAUGACGUACAAUGUGUGUUUCGGGCAGAACAUGGAACUGCACAGUAGAAUUCCUGCCAUUGGAGAUAUUAUUCAGCACCACAGCCCAGAUCUUAUAUGCCUCCAGGAGGUUACACCAGAGAUACAUGGGCUUCUGAAAAAAUCCGACUGGUGGCCAGAAUACAACUGCUUGAUGCCACGUGAAAUGGAUAUGAGAUCAUACUUCUGCAUGCAGAUGAGCAAAUUGCCUGUGGAUUCUUUCCGCGGCGUUCCAUUUCCCAAUUCAGCAAUGGGAAGGGAGCUGAGCAUGGCAAAUGUCAGCAUUGGCGGGGUGACCUUGGUGUUGGGUACAAGCCACCUAGAGAGCCCGCGCCGUGAGGCUCCUUGGUGGGAUCACGAUAUGAACAGAAACAAGCGGGCCGCUCAGGCGAAGGCGUCCCUCGAAUGGUUGGGAGGAUCACGCAACGCGAUAUUCUGCGGCGACAUGAACUGGGACGACAAGAUAGACGGGACCUUCCCUCUGCCGGACGGCUGGGCUGACGCCUGGGCUCAGCUGAAGCCGGAUGAAGGUGGCUGGACGUACGACACGGUGGCCAACGCCAUGCUGUCUAAAGGGUACAAGAAACUACAGCUGAGUCUGGAUCGGUUCGUGUGCAAGCUGCCGGAUUUCGAGGUCCAAGGCAUCGAGAUGGUUGGGAAGGAGCCCAUGCCCGGCGUCUCGUACGAGGAGGUGAAGGAAUUCAGCCAUAAGUCAAAGUCUGGAAAGAAAUUCAGCGGGACGUGGGAGUGGAUGCUGCCUGUGCUGCCCAGCGACCACUUCGGGCUUGUCUUGACGAUCGCCCCUCGGGAUGGAAGCAGUGCUCCGUCGGAGUGAGUGGUGAUCUUAUUCUUGUGCGUAGCAGUUACGAUGGAUCAUCGUCAGGCUGGACGUCGAUCGUAGCCUGUGUCGGCCACUUUUGUGUAGUACGUAGUGUGCAGUGUCGCUCACUUUUGUGUAGUAGAAUUGUAACGUAUAUCAUAUAUGGAUGCUCAGGUACCAUGACUUAGGUGGAUGAAGAUGUUCUGUGAUGCACCUAGUUGCCAUGGAUAAUCCUAGAAUUCCAUCUGAUGCAUCAAGUUUUUCGCUGCGUCCCAAAGGAUAAUCCUAGAAUUCCAUCUGCUGCAUCAAGUUUUGCGCUAUGUAUUCCCUCAAAAAAAAAAAAGUUUUGCCCU